GAUGCAUGUUUUGAAUCAGACAGAAACGGUUGCGCGCACGAUCGCAGUGCAAGGACUGUACGGACAAAUAUUUCUUCAUAAAACACAAAUAAACAAGCGAAAAGCCUUGAGUUGAGGUUUUAUGAUGAGGAAGAGUGAGGUGAUUGCUGCAGAGUCAGUGGCAUGUCUGAAUAAAGCUCUCUGCCAUUUGAAAGACAUCUGGGAGGAGAUUGGCAUCCCUGAGGAUCAGCGGUUAGAAAGAACAAAUGUAGUUAAGAAUCAUGUUAAAGGUCUUCUGGACAUGAUGAUUGCAGAGGAAGAGAGCCUACGGAAACGUCUAAUGACCAGUAUUGAGAAAUGUCACAAAGAGCUGAGUAAAUUGUGCUUGGAACUGCAGAGUCCUCCAUUUCAGGAGGAGAAAAGUGGCACUAUGCUUCAGCGGGAAAAAGAACUCCGGACCCAUGUUGAAGUGAUGUUAAAAGAGAAAAACCAGAGAAUGCAAGCACUAAAAGCAUUAACCGAGCAGGAUCAGGAUCUCUGUGACCUUCUCUGCUCGCAGCCGUUUUCUAUCUCUCCUGGUUGUGUUCCAUCCAUGGAACAGCUGGAGAACUUUCAUCAGCACAUCUCCUGCCUCACUGCUGAGAAAGAACGAAGACAUAAAGAAUUUGUCACGUUGAAGAAGCAGAUAAUACUUUGCAUGGAUGAUCUGGAUCAAUUGCCUGAGACUAGUUUUGAAAAGGAUGUCGUUUGUGAAGAUGAAGAGAGUUUUUGCCUGUCUAAAGAAAACAUUGAUUCACUCAAAGUCCUCCUUCAGCAGUUGGAGAACAGGAAGGCCGAAAAUAAACGUGUCUGUGGCUCUUAUCGAGAGAAGAUCCUGGAGCUGUGGAAAAGGUUACAGAUUCCACAAGAGGAGCGUGAUGUCAUUUCUGAGCACAUGACUCUGUCAAAGAAGAGGAAUAUGGAAGCUUUACAAGUUGAGGUCAAACGUCUUGAGGAACUGAAGCUUAAAAACAUGCAGAAUGUUACAGAGACCCUUCGGAAGGAGAUUGCAGUGUACUGGGAAAAGUGCUUUUACAGCGCUGACCAGCGACAAGCUUUUAUGCCCUAUUAUGAUGAUGAUUUCAGUGAGGAACUCCUGAGCCUACAUGAUGCAGAAAUUGUGCAGCUUAAACAGUACUAUGAGGAUCAUAAAGAACUUUUUGAAGGUGUUCACAAGUGGGAGGAGAACUGGAGACUUUUCAUAGAGCUCGAGGAAAGAGCCAAAGAUCCAUCCAGAUUCACCAACAGAGGAGGAAACCUUCUAAAAGAGGAGAAACAAAGGGCUGAUAUUGUCAAAGGUCUCCCUAAGCUCGAGAAGAAGCUGAAGGCAGAGAUUGAGCAGUGGGAACUUGAACAGAACAGAGAGUUCCAGGUAAACGGUCAGAAGUUCAUGCAGUUUGUUAGCGAUCAAUGGGAGUUGUACCGGCUUGAGAAGGAGCGGGAAAAACAGGAGCGGCAACUAAAGAAGAGCAAGCAGACAGAGGAGGACAUGGUCUAUGGCACUGUAAUCCGCACACCGACUAAACGAAGAUUUCUGGGCAGCACAACGCCUUGUAAAGCUCGAAAGCUAAACCCUACCUCCAGCACCGGCACCUCUAACAGCACUAUUCGAUCUGUCAUUGGUGGUACCGUCUGUCAUUCUCCUAUAUCUCGCCCUCCGAUUUCAGCAAGCAAGGGUAAUGGGGUAAAGACUCCAGGACACAGCAAACCUCCUCAUCAAGGUUUACUAGAGCGCAAUAAGGAGAACAUCUGCCAUCUAACCGGUGGUGUUGCUGGGAUGACGAAGGUACCAGCUAGUCCACAGCGAAACUUCAGCAUUAACUCUGUCGCAAGCACCUAUUCAGAAUUUCAGCGAGACCUCUCCAAGUCAUCUAAAUCAAAACAUGUGCCUGAAAUCCUCAACUCAACCAUCAUUCAGCUUUAACCCCACUGCAUGUAACCCUUUGCGCUAUCAGGAUCAGGAUCUUUACGUGAUGGUUUGUGGGUUCUUGCUCUUUAUAGCAAUAGCUAUGCAUUUUAUAUGUAAAUGAAGGUAACCUAUAUUUAAACAUUUUGGAGGGAAUCUACAUGUACGUUCAUUUUAAUGCUAGGACAAACACUGCUUUAUGUGUACUUUUAAUUUAACAAAUGUAUGCACAUUUUAAUGUUACAUCUGGUCAGCUGUCCCAAACUAAUUAAGAUUUUUUUAAGAAAUACUCUAGAGCUCAUUCUCAGUGUUAGCUACUUUCUCAAAAUCACAGGAUGUUUUUGAAUGUUUUGCACAAUGUAAAAACUUUAUUGUAUUCUAUAUGCUAUUGUACAAAUUAUUAUAUAAAGGUCCACUUUUAAAAAA
Messenger RNA from Danio rerio (zebrafish), 2350 nucleotides. It is a transcript of the gene prc1b, whose product is annotated as protein regulator of cytokinesis 1b. Gene Ontology annotation, molecular function: microtubule binding. Lineage: Eukaryota; Metazoa; Chordata; Actinopteri; Cypriniformes; Danionidae. The record is from RefSeq and is marked validated. Gene Ontology annotation, cellular component: microtubule cytoskeleton. Gene Ontology annotation, biological process: microtubule cytoskeleton organization.